This is a messenger RNA of Plasmodium gallinaceum, 375 nucleotides long. RefSeq names its product conserved Plasmodium protein, unknown function. The record is from RefSeq and is a predicted model, not a curated record. Lineage: Eukaryota; Apicomplexa; Aconoidasida; Haemosporida; Plasmodiidae. Bases 1 to 375 code for a protein of 124 amino acids. The transcript has a single exon. Gene Ontology annotation, biological process: proteasome assembly.
AUGACAAACAAUUACUUGGAUAGGUUGGAUUACGAUUUUAAAAUAAAAGAUGUUACUAAUAUAAGGGAUAUAAAUUUACAAGCUAAAGAAAAUAAUAUUGAAAGUUUUCAUGAAAAAAUUUUAUUAAAUGAAGAAAAAAAUUAUUUAAAAAGAACUGGAUUAAUAUAUGGUACUCAAGAGGUAUUUAAAAAUAUAAUGGAUAGAGAAAUAGUUGCAAUAUCAAGAAGAUUACCUGGAAUAAAAAGUAGUUUAUUAUCUUUAGAUAUUUUAAGAAAUACUAUUGAUAGAAUAGAUUCCCAUGAAUAUAUGGAAAAGUUAGUUGAUCAUACAACAGAACCACUUUGUGAAAUCAUAGAAAGGAAGAUGAAUAUAUAA